Molecule: messenger RNA, 1405 nt
Organism: Gorilla gorilla gorilla (western lowland gorilla)
Lineage: Eukaryota; Metazoa; Chordata; Mammalia; Primates; Hominidae
Product: RNA guanine-N7 methyltransferase-activating subunit-like protein
Exons: 1
Coding region: 786-1154 (122 amino acids)
Biological process (GO): RNA 5'-cap (guanine-N7)-methylation
Cellular component (GO): mRNA capping enzyme complex
Molecular function (GO): RNA binding
Source: RefSeq, a predicted model, not a curated record
CGCUCUGUAGAUAGAGAAUCCCUGAUCUGCCUGGGUUUCAUCUUGCUUUUUAUGACCUGCUUGGCUGCCACUGUGUAGGGCCUGCUUAAAGUCCUUUGCACUCUCAGCAUUGCCCUCAAGUUCAAGGACAAGCUUCUCAUUAUGGCAGGCAUAAAACUCUUUAUAAUUCGUCCUCCACUCUCCCAGUUCAGGGCUCCAGCUGUUGUCUCACACUUCCUUGAAGUUCCCUCUGCUGAGUCGCCCUUGUGCCUGACCAACUUACUUACUAAAAUAAAAAUCCCAAUUUCUUUCCAGUCAUGUGUGCCCAAGGGCGAGUUAUUUAACUUUUCUGAGCUUUCCUCAGUAAAACGAAGCUACGUAUCUUGCAAGGAUGUGAUAUUAAAGUUAUGAUAUUGUAAAACAGCUGCCACGGUGCUUGGCCUAGGGUGAGCCUUCAACCUAGAACAUACCACUGUCCCCAUGCACCUUGCUCACACACCCAAUCCCAGACUUUUCUUUUGUAGUCACCUCAGUUAUCACCUCAUUAAAUAACAACCUGAUUAUCCCAAGUACAGCUUAAGUGACUUAAGUUAUUUUCGAUGGCUAGCGGAAGGGUCUCCGCUACAUUGGAGAGCUGGGGUGGUCUGGAGUUCCACGGUGUGGUGGGCCAGAGGCCACCUCUCCUGCGGCCUCUUAGUGUCUCGCUGGCGGGGUUCGGCCCGAGCUAGAUAGACACAGCCCUUGGCGGAUUUAAACAAUCUAAACAUUAAACAAUACAGCUGCCUCAAAUCUUUGGGAAUUUCAGAAUGACUGACACUGCCAAAGCUGUUCCAAAUUUUGAAGAGAUGUUUGCUAGUAGAUUCACAGAAGAUGACAAGGAGUAUCAGGAAUACUUGAAACGCCCUCCUGAGUCUUCUCCAAUUGUUGAGGAAUGGAAUAGCAGAGCUGGUGGGAACCAAAGAAACAGAGACAAUCGGUUGCAAGAUAGCAGACAGUUCAGAGGCAGGGACGGCAGAUGGGGGUGGCCAAGUGACAAUCGAUCCAAUCAGUGGCAUGGACAAUCCUGCGGUAACAAUUACCCGCAACACAGACAAGAACCUUACUAUCCCGACCAAUAUGGACAUUACGGUUACAACCAGCCGCCCCCUUACGAUAGAAAUGUUGGCAGCUUUUAGGAAAAGCAUUUACUCUGUUACCACGACAAAAGUUUGGGUGUCUUCUGUCGGUCAUAGUUGGUUUUUUUUGUUGUCGUUUGUUUGUUUGUUUGUUUUUGAGACGGAGUCUCUCUCUGUCGCCCAGGCUGGAGUGCAGUGGCGCGAUCUCGGCUCACUGCAAGCUCCGCCUCCCGGGUUCAUGCCAUUCUCCUGCCUCAGCCUCCCUAGUAGCUGUGACUACAGGAGCCCGCCACCACACCUGGCUAAUUUUU